AUGAGCGGCCCAACGAAGCGAGCCAAGACGAAGCGCGGGGGCGCGGCGCCGCCGGCCAAGCGCGCCAAGGCGACGAUCGCGCCGAUGGAGACGCUGGGUCGAGACGUGCUCCUCCAGCUGACGACCUACAUGGAGCCCAAGGAAGCCCUGCGGCUCUCGAUGACGAGCAUGCUCAUGCACGACGCGAUGGACGACAGCGUGUGGCGGCCCAUGCUCUUGGGCACGUGCGAGGUCAAGCCGUCGCUGCUGAAGCCCCGCACGCAGAUGCGCAAGAUGGUCGUCAACCUCGCACAGAAGAAGAGCUGCGUCCUCUGCGACCGCUUUGAGCCCGAAGGGUGCCACACGAUCAAGGUCUACACGGUGCAUCGCGGCAAGAAGCUCUGCGACCGCUGCGUGCAACUCCCGAUGUUCACCGAGAUCGGACACAUGGAGGUAAUGCGCAAGUACAAGCUCAAGCACAAGGAGCUGCGCGAGCUGCCCUGCCGACUCGUCGCGACGACCUUUGACAUUUCUCGGGGCGAGGGCUUCAAGACCAAGAUGUACAACCAUCAGGCCGUCCUGGACCUCGUCGCGCGAGUGCGCCCGUAG
Messenger RNA from Saprolegnia diclina VS20, 588 nucleotides. RefSeq lists its product as hypothetical. Bases 1 to 588 code for a protein of 195 amino acids. Lineage: Eukaryota; Oomycota; Saprolegniomycetes; Saprolegniales; Saprolegniaceae. The record is from RefSeq and is a predicted model, not a curated record. The transcript has a single exon.